AUGUUCUACGCUGUCCCCUUCUCCCUACCCUCUCCAAUCAUUGAAGAAGAGCCCAAAGACCUGUGGGAUGGGAAGUGUACGGACUUGUCCCAACGAUGUUCCAGUCUACCCAACUCGGACUGCGAAUCCCUCACCAGUAGUGGCUCCUUCUCCGAUUCUUCAUCCGAUUUAAAUGAAUUUGACAACAUUUCUAUACCUGAUUCAGACCUUCUCAGUGACCCUGAAGGUGAGCAACUCUGUCCAAGUCUCCUCAAGAUGAUCAAACGUAGCCUGAACAAAGUCAGCAUUAACUCAUUGAGAUGCUCCGAGCUGAUCCUUCCGGAUGACGUUCUCUGCCACUUGGGCCAAGAAUUGAUCCACUUGGCAUAUAGCGAGCCUUGUGGACUUAGGGGUGCACUUAUCGACCUGUGCGUGGAAAGUGGCAAGGCCUGCCACACCGUGGCCCAGCUAGAGGUUGACACAUGUGUAAUUCCUACUUUCCAACUAACCGUUCUGUUCAAGCUGGACUCUAGGUUGUGGCCAAGAAUUCAGGGACUCUUUAGCACUAAAUCAGUCCCUGGGUUUAGACAGUCUCUGAAACUUGGCACCGGAUUUAAAGUCCUAAAGAAGAAACUGUAUAGUUCUGAAGAAUUUAUUGUUGAAGAAUGCUGA
This is a messenger RNA of Staurois parvus, 651 nucleotides long. NCBI's taxonomy places the organism in Eukaryota, Metazoa, Chordata, Amphibia, Anura, Ranidae. The record is from the annotation of a GenBank genome assembly.